AUGGAUCAAUCUCGCCCUUUGGGGUCUUAUGGGCAAAACCCUUCCCAGCAGAAUUCGUCAUCGCAACAAGCCGGUCCUGUUCUACCACCGCCAGGGGGACCGUACCACACCGUGAGUCAAUCGUCCGGACACUCACUCCCAGGCCUGGCAGACCUAGCUCAAGGCCACGGCGGACCCCAUCAACCCUCUCCAUACGGUCAACACGCACAACCUUCACAUGGCGCAGGCCACUCGCUGCCCGGCAUCGGCCAGGCAAUGCAACACCCCUCCCCACAACUCAACCGCGACCGCGAACGUGAUUCCCGCGAGCGUGAAAUGCUAGAAAGACAGCGACAUGAAGACAUGGUACACCGCGAGCGCGAACAACGCGAACGGGAAAGAGAACACAUGGAGCGCCAGCGCGAGCAGCAACAUACCGUUCAGAGUCACACCGGUUCGAUCCCGAUUCACCAGCCAGUUGCUUCGAAAGUGCAGAACUCUAUUCAUGGACCGAAUGGAUUACUUUCGAGUAUUGGAGGGGCUGCUGCUGCGGCGGCGGCAGCGAAUCCACCGCAGGGUUCGUUGCAGUCUGGUGGUCCUGCGAGUUUGUUUGGGUCUCAGAUGCCGGCACACCAGGAUAAUGGGCCCAGGCCUUUUAUGCAACAUCCUCAGGGGCCUCCGGCGCAGCAGAUGUUAGGAUUUAAUGGUGCUGCUCCUACGCAAAUUCCGGGAAAUGUUGCCGCAUUGGCGCAGGGUCAGCAGCCAAUCCUUAAUGAUGCCCUGAGCUAUCUCGAUCAGGUCAAGGUCCGCUUCGUUGAACAACCCGACGUGUACAACCGGUUUUUGGAUAUAAUGAAGGAUUUCAAGAGCCAAGCAAUCGACACUCCCGGCGUUAUCCAGCGAGUAUCAAACCUCUUCACUGGCCAUCCCGCCUUGAUUCAAGGAUUCAAUACAUUCCUGCCACCCGGCUAUCGCAUUGAGUGCGGAACAGACGAUAACCCAAACGCCAUCCGCGUGACUACACCCUCUGGUACAAACACCCUGUCUAUGGCUACACGGCCUCCUAGAGCAUCUCUUGACUCUGCUGAGGAGAUGGGUCAAUCAUCGGCGACACUGGCACCACCCGGCCGAACCGAUUAUUAUGACCAUUCGCGGCCCGGCUGGCAACAGCCCCAGCAUGCGCCUCAACAAGGAAUUGCCGGCUCAUAUUCUCCAAACAGUCGUAUGAUGGGUGGUGGUAUUUACGGUCAGCAGGGCCAGAAUCAACCUCAAGAACACCACUAUGAGUACGAGAACCAGCAGGCCCAGCAAGCUUCUGCAGCAUCUGCGGCUGCCCUUCAUCAGCAAGAACAGCGAGGCGUUGCGCAAUUGCAGAAUGCCGCGGCUGUUACGGCUGCUGCCGGUAGAGGAUCGCUUUUGCAACCAUCUACAGGUACUGCAACUGGUCCUGGGCCCAUGAACAACCUGGCUGGUAUUGGCUCUAAUGUCCUUCAAGGUACACAGGGAGACCUGAACAAGCGUGGUCCAGUAGAGUUCAACCAUGCUAUCAGCUAUGUGAACAAAAUAAAGAAUCGGUUUGCAAGCGCCCCAGAAAUUUACAAGCAAUUUCUUGAGAUUCUGCAAACAUAUCAACGGGAAUCCAAACCUAUCCAGGAUGUCUAUGCCCAAGUCACACAGCUUUUCCACACAGCUCCUGAUCUCCUUGAAGAUUUCAAGCAGUUCCUCCCUGACUCUGCAGCCUCAAACAAACAGCAAGCACAGGUUGGAAGGCCCUCUCUUGAUGAAGCUGCCCCCACUAGCAAUCUGCGAGGAGAGGCUCCAUACCCAGGCUCUGGUCCCGCUCAAUCACAACUUCCUGGUCGUGAUGUGAAGAUGCCACCUAUGGGACAGUUCAAUGUGAAGGACACCAACAAAGAGACCAAAAAGCGUCGGGGUGGCCCUCUUAACGUAAACACUCUAGGUGCGCCUGUUACAGGCCCUUCUGCGGAGCCUUCUAGAAUGGGUGAUUUGCAAUCCAACCGUGCAGGCAGCGUUCAAGCUGCAGGCAUGGCUAAGAGAGCCAAAAUCCACCACAACAAACCAAUGGUAGCUGAUGGCCCUGCAGUGUCACCAACUCUGGUGCCUGCUCUUCCAGAGCCCAUCCCGCCAACUUUCUCCAUUAUGCCCAACAAUGACGAGUUCGCAUUCUUUGACCGCGUCAAGAAAUUCAUUGGCAACAAACAAACAUUUGGCGAGUUCCUCAAGCUUUGCAAUCUCUACUCUAACGACCUGAUCGAUCGCAACGUGUUGGUCAAGAGAGCAGCAGGUUUUAUAGGGUCGAAUCCUGAACUCAUGUCAUGGUUCAAACGCUUCAUGCAUAUUGAAGAAUCAGAAGAUCGCGUCAUCGACCUCAAGCCAAAGCAGGAAACUGGUAUAGUGAAUCUUGCUCACUGUCGAUCUCUUGGACCUAGUUAUCGUCUGCUUCCUAAGCGUGAACGACAAAAGCCAUGCAGUGGUCGAGACGAGUUGUGCUACAGUGUGCUCAACGAUGAGUGGGCUUCUCACCCAACGUGGGAGUCUGAAGAUUCUGGAUUUGUGGCUCAUCGCAAGAACCAGUUCGAAGAUGCCCUUCAUCGUAUCGAAGAAGACCGUCAUGACUACGAUCAUCAUAUUGAGGCCUGUGUGCGGACAAUUCAGCUCAUUGAGCCUAUCGUUCAGCAAUUCCUUGUCAUGUCUGAAGCGGAGCGUGCUGCCUUUGUUCUUCCUCCUGGUCUUGGUGGACAGAGCGAAUCUAUCUACAAGCGAGUCAUCAAAAAGGUGUAUGAUCGCCAACGCGGAGAGCUCAUCAUUCAACAAAUGUUUGAGCGGCCAUGCCAUGUUUUGCCUGUUCUGCUGUAUCGUUUGAAGCAGAAAUGCGAAGAGUGGAAGGCCAGUCAGCGUGAAUGGGACAAGGUCUGGCGCGAACAGAUGCAGAAAUGCUUCUGGCGCAGCCUGGACCAUCAAGCCAUCACCAACAAGGGCAUGGAUAAGAAGCUGUUCUCGUCUAAGAACAUCCACAACGAAAUCCAGGCCAAGUACGAAGAAGGUAGAAACAUUCGCAAGAGCGGCUACCAGCUUCCUGCUCAUCAGUUUGAGUUUGAAUUUUCAGACCCCGCUGUUAUCAUUGACGCGACUCAGCUGUUGCUUACAUACAUUGAGCGCAACACAGGCUUGGGCCAGGAUCCACAGCGAGUCGCAGCUUUUAUCAAAGAUUUCGUGCCAAUCUUCUUUGGCAUGGAUCGUGAUACAUUCCAUGUCUACAUGAACGAGGUGGCGAGCAGCAAUGAUGAGACGGAUGAUGAUGGUAUGGCUGUCGAUGGCUCGUCUACUCCUCAAAGCCGUCGCAUUGCUACUUCAAAGAAAUUAGACCUCCUUCGUGAUGUUCUCGAGCGUCGUAGUGACAAAGGCAUUCUUGCGGGCACAGGUGCCAGUCGAGAUGUCACGCCUGACGCUAUCCUUGUUCCAUCGACACCAGUACCAGACCCCACAGAGCCAUUUGAUGUCUCUGAGCUGAAGUGGAUGGAACAUCCCAACCAGGGCAACUUUAAUCUUCAGCGCGAGUACAACUUGAACCAAUCAUACGAGAAGAAGGUGCACCAUCUGUACAGCAACUUAAACGUUUACUGUUUCUUCCGUUCGUUUGAGCUGUUGUACAGCCGUUUGCUACGAGUUAAGCUCCAUGAAAAGGAAGCACAUGAGGAUGUCCGUCGCCAGCUUUUGCCCAAGGCAGCUCAGGAGCUUGGAUUGUUGGAGAAGACUCCUACCGAUUUCUUCUACGAUACUAGUCCUAAUGCUAAUUUGUAUCAACAAAUUGUCCGUAUGUGCGAGGAGGUUGUCAAGAAUGACCUUGACGCAUCCCACCUUGAAGAGACGCUGCGUCGGUACUACCUGAAGAGUGGCUACCAGUUAUACAACCUCGAGAAGAUUCUGAGUGGCAUUGCACGAUUCGUUGCUGCUAUUUUUAAUGGUGAUGUGAAGGACCGUAGCGCUGAUAUUGUCAAUCUUUUCUUCAAGGAGCGAGAAAAAGAGGAAACUACGCACAACCAAGAGAUUCAGUAUCGCAAGCAGGUUGAGCGAAUGGUCAAGGACGGUGAUAUCUAUCGCAUUACUUACAAUCCAACGACGCAAAAGACGCAGGUUCAACUGCUCACCGCAGAAGACAGCACCUUUGAAAACGAAGAACUCAGCCAAGAAGCUCGUUGGUCGUACUAUGUCUCAGCAUACACAAUGCGUGACCCGACCGAAGGUGUCUCAUUCUCCCAGAUGCGCAUGCCUUUCCUCAAGCGUAACCUCCCGGCCAAACUCGAGCAAGACGAGGAAUACAAUCGCUACUACCGUCGCCUGGUCCACCAUGACGGUUUGAUUAUCCGCAUCUGCGCAAACAGCUAUCACAUCCUCUACGAGCCCGGAAGCUAUGACUGGUGGUGGCGCCCAACAGCUGCCAGUCAGGAAGAAUCAGAAGAAAACGCCAAGGAAUUGGCCGCCAUCAAAGAACGCCGCCGCGACCGUUUCCGCGAGAAGUUCGUUAAUAAUCCUAGCUGGGCUCAUGGCUUGAGUAAAGAUGAAGUCGAUGCAUUGAAUCAGAAAUUCCGUGCGUGGGUCGGAGAUCCAGAUGCGCCUCAAGAUGUUGAAAUGGAGACUGGUGCUGCUACCGGCGACGCCAAACCAGAGAUUACUAAAGUUUCGUCUGACGAACCAGCGACAACUGCCAAUGGAAAAGAGACCAACGGAGACGCCGAUAUGCGAGAUGCAGCCGAACCGGGAACCACUAAGACCGAGGAAGAGUAA
Molecule: messenger RNA, 4785 nt
Organism: Talaromyces marneffei
Lineage: Eukaryota; Fungi; Ascomycota; Eurotiomycetes; Eurotiales; Trichocomaceae
Exons: 8
Coding region: 1-4785 (1594 amino acids)
Biological process (GO): negative regulation of transcription by RNA polymerase II
Cellular component (GO): chromatin; Sin3-type complex
Molecular function (GO): transcription corepressor activity
Source: RefSeq, a predicted model, not a curated record